AUGGCUGACCCGCUACAAAUUCAUAGAGCCUCAGCCCCACCGGCGCAGGUCGAAGGCAAUAACCAAGAGACAACAGAUGCGGGUCAUGCUGUUGCAUCUAUAUCCUCUCUUGUGUCCCGUUGUUUCAGAGAUUUCCAGGACCUUCUAGAUGAACUAUCAACCCUCGAUGAGCACUCCCAAGCUAACUCGAAGGUCAGUGAGGGACUUGGUCGACUCAGGGUCUGGGCAGGAAACUUUGGUGCCCAUCGCAAACAAACGGACCGGCUAUCCUUGGAUCACCGACUCAGGGAGGCUCCAGAAUUGCACCGUGGGGUUAGAAGCCACCUGAAUGAUAUUUCAGAAACGAUAAAAGAGGCAAGCGCCUAUCUUUCAAGAAACCCCGAAUCUACGAGCGCCGUAGAUGUGAUAGGAGAGGAUUCGGAUUCCGAGAGCUCAGACUCGGAUGGGUUCUGGGAGCAGAUCAGAACAGAGGGGUCGCAUCGAUCGCCCGUUGACGUAUACAUCGAUGACUUAAGCCAUACGGUGACAAGUCUGUACAAGUUAUCCCUAUCACUCCAGAACCCAGCACACCGUGAUCGUUCGGUUCAAGCGUCUCGCAUCGAUCUCUAUCAUUUUGAGUUCUAUGACAAACAACAUGUUUGCGAUAAAUUCAACCUCCCGUUGGAUAGCAUGCUCGCACAGCGUCUUGGUAGAGCUAACACCAAACGUCGGCAACUGCUGGCAUACUACAAAGAUCACGCGGACAAAAUCUCAAAAUAUAUCGAUGUGGCCCUCAACAAGGCUGUGUCAGCGCGUCAGCUCCCAGUGAUACCUGAACUGCAAAGCGGCCAUCAACAAAAGCCUCCCACAAUAUCGACGCAAUGGACACAAGAUACCACAGUUUCAACAGUCUAUCAGGAUAAUGACGUCGCAUCGGACUCUGGGCGAACGAAGUUUUCUGAAACUACUUCCACCGCAGGCGAUCAGGAUCAAAAUUCGAUUCCGCCACCUCCAGGCGGAAUAAGUGUGAUAAGGCGAAGUCCGUUCAUCUGCCCAUAUUGUCAUCAGACAGUACAGGUAGAGAAUGACGAUGACUGGAUCUAUCACGUAUACAGUGACCUGCGGCCCUAUAUUUGUACUUUCGGCGGCUGUGUUAAAGAAAAUCAGCUGUACGACAGCUUCACAGAGUGGAGCGCACAUGAGCGACAAUUCCACAGAAGAGAAUGGUUCUGCACCCGUUGCCCAUAUACAUCUGCAGAAAAGGCCAUUUUCAUCCACCACCUCGACGAUAAACACGCAGACACAUCCAAAGAACAGCGACAAGAUAUGGCAAACCAGUCAAGACCUUCCACGUUGGCGCAAAAAUGCCCACUUUGCCCUAGAUCUCCAAUAUCCAGUUCCAGCAGGUUUCAGCAACAUCUUGCUCGGCAUCUGCAGCAGCUUGCUUUUUUUGUUCUCCCACGAAGAGAGCCCGAUGACGAAGAAUCACAAGCGCGGGAGGAAGACUCGAAUGAGUCACGACAAGCUUUGAUGAUGGAUGUGGAAGAUAGAGAAUCAUUAUAUUCUUUCUCAGCAGAUAGCAGGGGUUCUGUUGCUGAAAGCUUCAGCUCUGGCUUACACUCUCCCACCGAUGGUCGCUUGCUGGAUGACCUUCCUGUCGAGACAAUAAGCGACACAUUAGAGGAAACCGCAACGAUCGAUUUCACAGAAAAUAACAUUCCUCUGUGGGAAGAAGAAGGCGAUUUAACUAAUGCAUUGGCAACCCUUCGAAUGAAACUUGGCCCCGAGCAUCCCGAGACUAUCGCUUGCAUGGAGCGCGUUACCAACUUCUUUUGGGAACAGGGUCGAUUCAGUGACCUGGAACCGCGUUUGAACGAAUUGUUGGAUCUCAAACGAAGAGUACUAGGCCCUGAAAACUUUUCAACUGUGGACAGCAUGACAGUCAAGGGAUGGAUGCUUUACCAGGAGUCACGGUAUGAAGAGGCCGAAGAUAUACAGGCGACUGUUCUUGGAAUAACAAGACGGAAUUUGGGCAUAGAACACCCCAUCACCUUGAGGUCGACACAAGACCUAGUCACCACGUACACUGCAAUGGGAAAGUUUGCCGAAUUAGCAGAGCUUACACCCCAAUUCAUAGAACUCUCGAAGCGGUUCUUUGGAGAAGAUGAUCCAACCACCUUAUGGGCCAUUCGUUUUGAAGCAAUCGCCCAAAUUCAGAAAGGUGAUUACGCAACGGGUGAAAUGCUUCUAUUACGGAUUAUGGAUGCUUCUGAUAAGCCGAACUGCUCGCCGGAUCUUCAGAAAAUACGUGACAGAGCUGCAAUCGAGCUUGCCAACGCCUAUUUCGAGCAAGGGGAUUCGGAAAGUGCAGACAGGUACUUGAAAUUGAUACUCGAUAGAGUACGUGCGGAUACACCAACGGCGCCCGACAGUGAGAGACUGUUAAACAUGGGCGCUAUUGCCGAUGUCUAUUUUGCCCAUUCAAGGCUUGAAGAUGCCGAAACUCUUUACAGGGAUGUAUUAAAAUGGACCACCAGGCUGUUUGGAACCUUGGAAACCUACCGGCUGUACUGUGGUCAAAACCUAGCAAGAGUCUUUUACAGAAAAGGGAAAUUUGCGGAAGCCAGAGAACUGAUGGCAAAGUGUGCAGAAGAACUGUUGAAAACCUUGGGUCCUCAAAAUCCACACACACUUGAGGCCUUCCAGGACCUAGAGAAGUGGGCAGGUUCCGUGGAAGGCACUGAUGCUGGAGAGUCGCAAACAAUUGCUUGA
Molecule: messenger RNA, 2751 nt
Organism: Penicillium daleae
Lineage: Eukaryota; Fungi; Ascomycota; Eurotiomycetes; Eurotiales; Aspergillaceae
Exons: 3
Coding region: 1-2751 (916 amino acids)
Molecular function (GO): protein binding
Source: RefSeq, a predicted model, not a curated record